AUGAGUGGAGUAAACUUACAAGGUUCUGAAGCGUUGCCCUCAUUCUCAAAGAUCAUGGAGAAUGCUAUGAGCAACAAGUUCAACCCACAGAUUCCUGCUACUCAUCAGUCAUGUAUAAAGGCUCCCUUUCUUCCUGACUCCCAAUCUAGGGUUUCUUUCUCAAACAGUUAUGUCCCUGAUAGUCAGCCACCCACAAAUAUGGUGAUGAAUACCUACUCUUUGAAACCUGCUUGUCAUUCAUCUUGGUCUCGUGGGUCUAAUGAUUUCACGUAUUACGCUUCCUCGCCUUACCACCAUACCCCAAAUUCGAGUGUUGGUUCUUACCCUGUGAACUACCAGUUUCCCCCACCACCCUUGAUACACCAUCGUCCAUACGAAACAGGAGCAGAUGUUGAUGAGGUGAAAGCAGAUGACGUUAUGAGAGAUAUCACCAAACUAAUGUCCACCUCACAAGAUGUUUCCGAAAACAUGGAAUUGUUGAAAAGAGAGUACCAUGCUUUGUUGUAUUCCAAAUUGGUGAACAGCCCUGCGAAUGAUAAUGCUCUGUUGGCUCUUGGCUCUGAAAUUCGUCCCACAAACCGGAUCACUCUUGAUUCAAUUAAGCAUAUGUUGCUUUCCGUUCCCCCUUCUGUGUUAGUCACUUUGGAGUUUUACUCUCAAGAGCAUCAUCGUAUUCUUGCAAAUCUCAAGGCAUCUCAAGCUAAGUUAUUGACACAAAGAGAAAGAGAACAACUUCACGCUGCUAACCUGGUGGUGAAAUCUGAUACUGGAAGAGCCUCAGCGGGGUCAAAUGCAAAUGCCACCCAGCCAGUCAUUACUUAUCAGAAGAGAAAGCUGAUGUCCUCUUUCAAGAAUUCUUCUGGGUUGAGCGAGUUCAAACCUGGUUUAAGAAGGAACUCCAAAUCCGAAGAGCAUGUUCACCAAGAAUCGAAAGCUGUACAUCAUUCCAAGUCCAAACUGGUUCAGAAGAUGCACACGAGUCACAGAUCUGUCUUUAAGUUUCCAGAACUUGAAUCACAAUCGCCUCUAAUUUGUACACAUUGUGGUUCGGAGAAGACACCAGAAUGGAGAAGAGGACCAGAUGGAGAUAAAACCCUCUGUAAUGCCUGUGGGAUUUUUUACUCUAAACUCAUCAGAAAAUACAACUCCCCCAAAGAGGCUGCCCUGAUUAUGAAGCAGCGCAAGUCUGAGGGCUUGGAGAUUGACAGACAUGUUUGA
Yamadazyma tenuis ATCC 10573 is the source of this 1218-nucleotide messenger RNA. RefSeq lists its product as uncharacterized. Lineage: Eukaryota; Fungi; Ascomycota; Pichiomycetes; Serinales; Debaryomycetaceae. The record is from RefSeq and is a predicted model, not a curated record. Gene Ontology annotation, biological process: regulation of DNA-templated transcription. Gene Ontology annotation, molecular function: zinc ion binding; sequence-specific DNA binding.